AUGCUCUGGACCCUUGUAUUCUUGUUCCUCAUUUCAAUUGAUCCACUAGAAACUCUCGAUUUGGGAGGGAGUCGAAAAGUGCAGAAACCGAAAGAGGAUCCAAGAAGAGAGGAUGUAAAUAUUGCGGUGGUUUAUCAGCACUACGCUGGUCGCUCGAAAUCCUAUGACAAAGCAUUCAAGGAAGUCAUUCGAAAAAUCAACGACGCCACUGCAGUAUCAAGUCUCCGCCGUCUGGCGACCCGAUACAACUUCCAACCUGUUGAUUGUAUCCUCCCCACCGGUCAAUUUUUCGUCAAAGAAGUCCUUGAUUGUCUGUGUAACAAUGUGACUUCGAACAACGUGGCACUCAUCAUUUUCGUGACGGCGUCAGAGACUUAUGACUCGACGACAGCUGCAGAGCAAUACUUUCUGACGGCAGCGAGUUAUACGGGAAUUCCGAUUAUUGCAUGGAACGCAGAUAAUGCUGGAUUCACUUUUGAGAACGAUUUGAGCCCAUAUCGAAUCAUUCAGAUGGCACCGCCCAUUGAGCAUCAGGCUAGGCAAGAAAAAUUAGAGUUUGAAAAAAAGCUAUUGAGGUUAUUCAGAGCAAUGUUGGCACUUCUCCGUCGUUACAACUGGCCGAAAUUCGGAGUUGUUACAUCAGAAAUGGCUGGAAAUGACAGAUUUGUUACGGCGGUUCGAGAGGAGUUGGAACGGUUUUCAAAUAAGUCAACGAAGUAA
Messenger RNA from Caenorhabditis remanei, 720 nucleotides. RefSeq lists its product as uncharacterized. The record is from RefSeq and is a predicted model, not a curated record. Bases 1 to 720 code for a protein of 239 amino acids. NCBI's taxonomy places the organism in Eukaryota, Metazoa, Nematoda, Chromadorea, Rhabditida, Rhabditidae. The transcript is spliced from 3 exons.